UCUGAAUUUUCAAACAGCAGGAAAAGGAGCGGCACGGGAGAACUGCGCAGGCGCCUCCCCUGGGCCCGGGCACCGCCCACAGGGCACUGAUGUCUGCGUGGAGAAACUCUGCAAGCCCCGCCGGAGGAUCAACACGCAGGCGCGAGGGCGCGUGCCCUGCGCUACCGGCUCUGAUUGGCCGCCUCGGGUGAGGGCGCCGCCCAAUGGGAGGCGUGGAUAGUGAGGGGUCCCGCACGCCUGCUGCGGAGGGUCCGUGUCAAGAGCGGCAGGGGCUGCUUGGAGAUACCCUCCUGUAGUAGCUGCAGCAGGCUGAGACACGACAUCAUGAAAGACUGAGGUAUCAACAUUGAAGUUGAUUGACAGACUGGCAUUGCCUUCCCCAGAAUGGCAGAGAUGGUGGCAGAGGCAGCUGAGAUGCCGACGCAGUCACCAGGAUCAGUGGAAAUUUCAACACCUGUGUCAGGAGAGCUGGCAGAGCUGGCAACAGCAGUAACUGAGAUGACCCCUGGGGAGGCCCUCGCCUCCUCCCUCUUCUUCCAGCACCACCAGUUCAUGUGCUCUGAGUGCGGCAGCCUCUACAACACCCUGGAGGAAGUCCUCUCCCACCAGGAGCAACACUUGCCCACCAUGGCAGAGGAGGAGGUGCUGACUACCCAGGCCACAGGCCUGGAGCCUGAGCUAGUGCCUGGCACUGGGGAGGGACCUUUCCAGUGUGGUGAAUGCAGCCAGCUCAUCCUCUCCCCCAGUGAGCUCCUGGCACACCAGGAUGCCCACCUGCAGGAGUCUGCAAGCCAGAUCCAGUACCAGUGUGGAGACUGCCAGGAGCUCUUCCCCUCACCAGAGCUGUGGGUAGCUCAUCGCAAGACAGAGCACCUUUCCAGUACAGCAGACAAAGAGCCGCCCGUGCUGCCGCCUUUGCCUCCCCCAACACCACCACCCCCGCCAGCAGAAGUCAAGAUGGAGCCCUAUGAAUGUCCGGAGUGCUCCACCCUCUGUGCCACCCCUGAAGAGUUCUUGGAGCAUCAGGGCACUCACUUUGACUCCCUGGAGAAAGAAGAGCGUAAUGGGCUAGAGGAGGAGGAAGAGGAGGAGGAGGAGGGAGAGGAGGAGGAGGAGGAGUCAGACGAGGAGGAAGCCGCUGCAGAGCUCACUGCUGAUGAUCUGGGAGGUGACAAGGCCACAGGCGAUCCAACUCAGAGCUGUGGGGAUUGUCCCCAGCACUGUGCCUCUUCAGGGGCACGCCGCCGCCGCCGCCGGGCAUCUCGUGGCCUAGCAUCUGCCACCCACCCCUACCACUGCAGCCAGUGUCAGCGCAGCUUCAGCUCUGCCAACAGGCUGAUGGCUCAUGGACGGGCCCACGUGGGUGGUACCCAUGAAUGUACCACCUGCUCCAAGGUCUUCAAGAAGGCGGCCUCUCUGGAGCAGCACCAGAGGCUGCACCUCGGGGAGGCCCGCUACCUCUGUGUCGACUGCGGCCGUGGCUUCGGCACUGAGCUCACACUGGUGGCCCAUCGGCGAGCCCACACUGCCAACCCACUGCACCGCUGCCGCUGCGGCAAGACCUUCAGCAACAUGACCAAGUUCCUCUACCACCGGCGAACCCACACUGGGAAAAGCGGAACCCCCACCAGGGUAGCAACUGUCUCCCCCGCUCCAGCUAAGCCCACGCCCCCACCUCCACCUCCGCCGGCCCAGCUGCUCUGUCCACAGUGCCCCAAGUCCUUUGUCUCAGCCUCCCAGCUUUCUGGGCACUGGCGUGCAGGGCAUGGCUCCCCUGAAUGCCAGCACAGCUGUGGGGUUUGUGGCAAGGGCUUCAAGAAGCUGGUCCAUGUGCGUAACCACCUGCGGACACACACAGGCGAGAGGCCCUACCAGUGUCACUCCUGCGGCAAGACCUUUGCUUCUUUAGCCAACCUCAGCCGCCACCAGCUGACCCACACGGGCCUGCGUCCCUACCAGUGCCUGGACUGUGGCAAGCGCUUCACACAGAGCUCCAACCUACAGCAGCACCGGCGCCUGCACCUACGGCCGGUGGCCUUUGCCCGUGCCCCUCGUCUUCCCAUCACUGGCCUCUACAACAAGAGCCCCUACUACUGCGGAACCUGUGGCCGCUGGUUCCGCGCCAUGGCGGGCCUGCGACUGCACCAGCAGGUCCAUGCCCGAGCCAGGGCUUUGACACUACAGCCUCCCAGGUCACCGUCUCCUGUCCCGCCUCCACCCCCUGAACCCCAGCAGACUAUCAUGUGCACAGAGCUGGGAGAGACCAUCGCCAUCAUUGAGACAUCCCAGCCCCUGGCACUGGAGGAUACACUGCAGCUGUGCCAGGCGGCACUGGGCGCCAGUGAGGCGAGUGGACUGCUGCAGCUGGACACCGCCUUUGUGUGACAGAGUGCAGGAGAAAGGACGAAAGGGUUCGGUUACAAGACUGAGUCGGCACCUCGGGAGAGGAGGACCCCUCUGGUGAGCUGAGCUGGCACCCACAUGGCGGAACCCACCAUGCUGGCCUCUUCUAACUGCCGCCUCCUCAGAACAAGCCUGCCAGGUUUCUCCUGUCACCUUCCUCUGCCCAAGGUGAAACCGAAGCGCUGUGAAGAGAUGCGAUCGGCCUCAGCCCCUGCUGCUCUUGCAGAAACAGGGCUUGCCCAGGUUCUUUGCACAGCAUCACCCAGUGCUCAGCAACACCAGGUAACCUUUGAGCACCAACCAUAGGCCAGGCCUGUGCCACACACUCUCAUAUACCUCUUCAGAUCUGCUCGUAAACCCACCCCCACACACCUUCCCCUGGACUUUGGGUGCCUGGGACUUAGCUCUACUGGGUACAGGAAGGCACGCAGUUUCUCUGAGCUUGCUUCUUCUCAGUUCUGACAUUAUGAAAAGAAAUCUGUAGGUACCCCCAGCACUCAGCUCAGAUUGGGCGAUGAUGAAGAGCCAGGAAUGAACCAGACACAGCUCUGAACUCGGGCAUGCUCAGCCCGGCAGGAGCAGCAGAUGGAAGUAGUUUGAGUGCUGCCCUAGCUCUCUGGGCCUCCGCGCUCAAGGCUUCCCUCACAGGGGCCGUAGUGCCACAGGCCAGCGGCAAGUCAGACCUGAGGAUCCCUAGGCUGUGACCGGAAAGUGGAGGGACAGUGGGAUCUGAGGAUAGGGAGCAAGCCUCCACAGGAGAUGGUCGAGAGUGAGAGACUCCUAGUGGCCAGUUCCUGAAGUAAAAGCAGGAAUCUGCCAGUGGAAAAGAACAUUCCAGACAGGACAUCCAGUUAUAGCUGCAGUGAACACCCGACUGCCUGGCAGUCUGAAGCAGGGCACUUAGCAUUGUCCAUCAGGCCGGACAUUGUGUAUCAUCCCUCUUGUAUAAGCAAGGAAACAGCAAGUCUCAAGCUGGGUAGAGGUGUCGUGAGAUUUGAACGCAGUUCUUAGGACCAUCUGUAUUGUUCUGAGUAAGAUCUAAAGCCCAAAGAUGUCACAUGUCCGGGGUUUAUUCCCCUGGAGAAGGCAGUGUCAUGGAGCAUUUGGGAUUUGAGGGGCCUUGGAAACAGGAAGGGAUCCUGUUUUUCAUAGGGUAUCCUUCCCUUCCCUAAGAUGAGUAUAGGAGACCAGGGGGGCAGGGCUCCCCCAGACCUUGACAGACCAUGAUGCUCCAACAAGUGAAGCAGAAUGUUGCUGGGGCUGGGCAUUGUCUGGGAGAUAUGCUCAGGGUUUGGAAGUUGGGGUGAGUCACUGAAGGCAUGUCACAGGAUGUCAUGUCUCCCUGGAUCAGAGCAAGAAGAGUGUGAGGCUGGCAGUGGUCCAAGAGAGGAUGAACAGAAUUGAGCAUAGGGUCGAGUUGGUAGACAACCCCAGUGACCAGUGAACCUUCUAGGUCUGUCUCUUAACCCAAGGUAGCCAUUCUCACCCUACUUCAUAACUGGCUUGAGCAAAGGGAUAAUUCUGUCCUGCAGGGUAGACAGGGACCCCUGGGGCUGAUGGAAGUGUCUAGCAGAGCCCAGAAAUCUUAGAAUCCCUCAAGGAUAUGUUCCAAAGUUCCUUUCUGGGCAUCAGGAGACUCCAUCAGGAGGACCCAAAGUUGCUCGCUCCCUUCUGGAGCCUCCUACCCACUCACUGCUUGGCACCAUGUGGAGACGUCAUUUCCUUCUGCCCAUGGUGCCCACCAUCUGGCUCCAGCAUAUUUUAAAAGUCAAGGGGAAAAUCCAGGCAAGGUGGCACAAGCCUGCAAUCACAGCAUUUGGGAGCCUAAGGCAAACUCAUCUCCAGUUCCAGGCAGACUUGGGCUAUAAUUAGAAGACCACCUCAAAAAAAAAAGGGAGAAACUAAACUCUCUACCUCCACCCUCCCGAGGCCGCCACUUCCCAACAUCCCUGAGAGAAGAGAGGCAAGUGUUUCAGAGUCAAGCCCGGGGUAAUCUGCCCGUCCACACACACCCCCCCACUGAGUUGACAGACUCAUCAUCCGGGGUCCCAUCUGGACCCUGCAGAAGACAUCCCUUUGUUCAAGUCCUGACCUUGCCUCUUAGUUCUGGGGUGCCAGCCACUCUGAACUCAUCUCACUGAUCACCCAGGACACUCACCCUUGCCCCAGCUGAAGCAGCUGGUUUGUGCGAGGUCAUGGGCAGCCCCACAUCUGUGGUGGAUAAGUACUAGUGCUUUAGGGGUUUCCAGCCUAAGGUACAACUUAUUCCAAACCCUGAACCCCCUCACCUCUGUGGAAACAGGCAGCCAGACAGGAAGAAGGGUUUCAUGCCAAUAAUUUAUUGAACGGAGGUCUGUACACAGGCAAACCUUACUGUGGAAACUAAGACACCAGGGGCUCUCCUACUCCCUCCUUCCAGGAUGGGAGAGGGGGGAGCCUUGGGAGCAGAGGACAAGGGGGGGUACAGCUGAAGGGGGGGCAGGUUGGAUGGUGUGAAUCGACGUUUUUCUUUAAGAAAAAAAUUAUAACAAUCUAUUUACACCCAG
Onychomys torridus (southern grasshopper mouse) is the source of this 4949-nucleotide messenger RNA. RefSeq names its product zinc finger protein 526 (gene Znf526). Bases 385 to 2385 code for a protein of 666 amino acids. The record is from RefSeq and is a predicted model, not a curated record. The transcript has 3 exons. NCBI's taxonomy places the organism in Eukaryota, Metazoa, Chordata, Mammalia, Rodentia, Cricetidae.